AUGACCGAUGAAUUUUCCGCCCUGGACAAAAGGGACACUUUUUACAUCCUCCUAUUUUCGAUACUCGCAGGGGUCGCAAACGAGCUCAUCUCAUGGGUUUUCGUCUAUCGCAAGGAAAGUUUUCAAAAGGCACACAAGGAAGUGUGCGACGGCUACGAGGACUACGUGCUCUCGAAAAUCAUCCCUGCCAGCAAGAACUCGAUACUCUCCGGAGAGACUCCCGCAAAGGUAUUCGCCGGCAAAAUUAGGAAAUUGAGAAAUACAAAGAAUGUCUCGACUCUGAUAACGGGACUGGUGUUUAUGGGCUUGAUGCCCGCAAUCAUGAGCUUUUUUGAGAAUUGUGCCGUGGCAAAAUUGCCAUUUAAACCCUUUUACUUUAUCGCCUUUUUUACCCAUAGCAAGACACUUGGAAAUGAUGUGACUGAUUGCACAGCCACCGCCAUUUAUACGCUCGUUUCGGUGGUUUCUGGGCACUAUACAAAAGUUUUUCUGGGAUACUCAUCGCCAAUAUCGGCGUUUAAGGAGAGCGUGCUCGAAGAAGAAAUCAGAAGAGGGAUGUAA
This is a messenger RNA of Theileria equi strain WA, 561 nucleotides long. RefSeq lists its product as hypothetical. The record is from RefSeq and is a predicted model, not a curated record. The transcript has 3 exons. Gene Ontology annotation, cellular component: endoplasmic reticulum membrane; cytoplasm. The coding region runs from base 1 to 561 and encodes 186 amino acids. Gene Ontology annotation, molecular function: calcium channel activity. Gene Ontology annotation, biological process: endoplasmic reticulum calcium ion homeostasis. NCBI's taxonomy places the organism in Eukaryota, Apicomplexa, Aconoidasida, Piroplasmida, Theileriidae.